AGAUAAAAAAUAUUUUUUUGCUCACCUUAUCAGUCAAGUAUUAACAGUGGGCGAGAUAAUAUAAUUCAGAUUUUCCUUACUGGAGGGAUGUGACUACAUGGACAUCAUUUACCAGCUUUCAUCACUACCACCGCCUGAGACGAAGACGAAGAAGAAGAAGAAGAAGAAGAAGAAGAAGACGAGGAAGAAGUGGCAGUGAGCCAGGCAGCUCAACCAACCAGUGUGCUGCCUGCCUCAGUGAACGCAGCCGCGGAGCACCAAGAGGCGCAGAGAGGUGCGACAGCUGUCAAAAAAAAAAAGAGACAUAAACAGGAUUAUUAAGAGUCGCUGACGGCUGAAGCUCGCCCUCGGCCCGUCGGAAGGAGAAAAGCCGCAGUCAUGCUCUCCUAGCUGCUGCAGAGAGAGCUGAACACCCCAGCGUUUAUCACAGUCGAGGUGUCCUCUUCGUGUGUCAACAUGUCGGAUAAGAUGUCCAGCUUCCUGCAUAUUGGGGACAUCUGCUCCCUGUAUGCAGAGGGAUCCACCAACGGUUUCAUCAGCACCCUGGGAUUGGUGGAUGACCGCUGUGUGGUCCAGCCUGACGCAGGGGACCUCAACAACCCUCCCAAGAAGUUCAGAGACUGUCUGUUCAGACUGUGUCCCAUGAACCGCUAUUCGGCCCAGAAGCAGUUCUGGAAAGCAGCAAAGCCCGGAGGGAACACGGACACGGUGUUGCUCAACAAACUCCAUAGUGCAGCUGACCUGGAAAAGAAGCAAAAUGACUCUGAAAACAAAAAACUGCUCGGCUCAGUAAUUCAAUACGGGAAUGUCAUACAGCUCCUCCACCUGAAAAGCAACAAAUACCUGACAGUGAACAAGCGUCUGCCCGCUCUCUUAGAGAAGAACGCCAUGAGAGUGAUGCUGGACACUGCAGGGAACGAAGGCUCCUGGUUUUACAUCCAGCCCUUCUACAAGCUACGCUCAAUCGGGGAUAGCGUUGUGAUUGGAGACAAAGUGGUCCUUAACCCAGUCAAUGCCGGUCAGCCUCUCCAUGCAAGCACACACCAGCUCGUGGAUAAUCCAGGCUGCAAUGAGGUGAACUCUGUCAACUGUAACACUAGCUGGAAGAUAGUCCUGUUCAUGAAAUGGAGCGACAAUCAGGAGAUCAUCCUUAAAGGGGGCGACGUGGUACGGCUGUUUCAUGCUGAGCAGGAGAAAUUCCUAACAUGUGAUGACCACAGAAAAAAACAAUAUGUUUUUCUGCGCACUACUGGACGUCAGUCAGCUACCUCGGCAACCAGCAGCAAAGCCUUAUGGGAGAUAGAGGUUGUGCAGCAUGAUCCAUGUCGAGGUGGAGCCGGCUACUGGAACAGCCUGUUCAGGUUCAAACACCUGGCCACGGGACACUACCUGGCUGCAGAGGUGAAUCCAGAGUAUGAAGAGGAGUGCCUGGAGUCUCGCUCCUCACUGGACACAGAGCAUGAAGCUUUACGGGCCCGUUUGAGGAAUGUUCAGGACAAAGUCAUGUACACACUUGUGUCUGUGCCGGAUGGAAAUGAUAUCUCUUCUAUAUUUGAGCUCGACCCCACCACAUUGAGAGGUGGAGACUCACUAGUACCCAGGAACUCGUAUGUGCGCCUGAGACACCUGUGCACAAACACAUGGGUCCACAGCACCAACCAACCAAUCGACAAGGAGGAGGAAAAACCUGUCAUGCUACGUAUUGGCACGUCAGCGAUGAAGGAAGACAAAGAGGCGUUUGCCAUCGUCCCUGUCUCUCCGGCUGAAGUGAGAGACCUCGACUUUGCCAAUGAUGCCAGUAAAGUGCUGGCCUCCAUCGCUGGAAAGCUGGAAAAAGGCACAAUCACACAGAAUGAGAGAAGAGCGGUCACUAAGCUGCUGGAGGACCUGGUGUUCUUCGUGGUGGAUAUUCCCAAUAAUGGACAGGAUGUUCUGGAGAUCAUGGUCAACAAACCUAACAGGGAACGGCAGAAACUCAUGAGAGAGCAGAAUAUUCUCAAACAGAUCUUUAAGCUGCUGCAGGCUCCAUUCACAGACAGCGGGGAUGGGCCGAUGCUCCGACUGGAGGAGCUGGCUGACCAGCGUCAUGCCCCUUUCAGACAUAUCUGCCGCCUGUGUUACCGGGUUUUACGUCACUCUCAGCAGGACUACCGCAAGAACCAGGAGUAUAUAGCCAAACAGUUCCGCUUCAUGCAGAAACAGAUUGGCUAUGAUGUCUUGGCUGAGGACACAAUCACAGCCCUGCUCCACAACAACCGCAAGCUGUUGGAGAAACACAUCACUGCGGCAGAGAUCGACACGUUUGUUAGCCUGGUCCGCAAGAACCGGGAGCCCAGGUUCCUGGAUUAUCUGUCAGACCUGUGUGUGUCAAUGAAUAAGUCUAUCCCUGUGACUCAGGAGCUCAUCUGUAACGCAGUGCUUGAUCCAGCGAACGCAGACAUCCUCAUAGAAACGAAACUUGUGCUGUCAAGAUUUGAGAUCGAGGGAGCACCGCUCGGGGAGAACUCUGUGGAAUCGGAGGAGGACGAGGAGGAGGUGUGGUUGUUUUGGAAAGACAGCAAUAAAGAGAUCCGGAGUAAAAGCAUCAAGGAGCUGGCCCAGGAUGCAAAAGAGGGCCAGAAGGAGGACCAGGAUGUGAUCAGCUAUUACAGGUACCAGCUGAAUUUGUUUGCCAGGAUGUGUCUGGACCGACAGUACCUGGCCAUCAACAAGAUCUCAGGCCAGCUGGAUGUGGACCUGAUCUUACGCUGCAUGUCAGAUGAAGACCUGCCGUACGACCUGCGAGCCUCCUUCUGCCGCAUGAUGCUGCACAUGCAUGUUGACCGUGACCCUCAAGAGCAGGUCACACCUGUCAAAUACGCCCGACUCUGGUCUGAGAUCCCCUCAGAGAUUGACAUUGAGGAUUAUGACAAUGAUGGAACAUCUAAAGAUGAAAUUAAGGAGCGUUUCUGUCAGACGAUGGAGUUUGUAGAGAACUACCUGAGAGAUGUGGUGUGUCAGAGCUUUCCCUUUGCAGAUAAGGAGAAGAACAAGCUCACUUUUGAGGUGGUUAAUCUUGCCAGGAACCUGAUUUAUUUCGGCUUCUACAACUUCAGCGACCUGCUGAGACUGACAAAGAUCCUGUUGGCGAUUCUUGACUGCGUCCACGUGAGCAACAUUUUCCCGUUCAACAAUCUGGUAAAAGAGGACGAGAGUAAAGGCAGUAAUGUGAUGAGGUCCAUUCAUGGAGUAGGAGAGCUGAUGUCCCAAGUGGUCCUGAGAGGAGGGGGCUUCCUUCCCACAACUUUAAGCAACAGCUCAAAUGGAGAAACGGUCAAGACCCAGACAGAACCUGAGAAACAGGACAUACUGGUGAUGGACACCAAGCUCAAGAUUAUUGAGAUCCUGCAGUUCAUCUUAAAUGUUCGCCUGGACUACAGGAUUUCCUGUUUGCUGUCUAUAUUCAAGAGGGAGUUUGAUGAGAGUAACUCCCAGACUGAUUUAUCCAUAACUGGAGCGGUGGAAGGGCCAAACAAUAUGCCAGGGGCUUUGGAUUUUGAGCACAUAGAAGAACAGGCCGAGGGAAUAUUUGGUGGAAGCGAAGAGAACACCCCUCUGGACCUAGACGAUCAUGGAGGCCGUACCUUUUUGAGGGUUCUUCUCCACUUAACUAUGCAUGACUAUCCUCCUCUGGUGUCCAGAGCGCUCCACCUGCUCUUUAGGCACUUCAGCCAGAGACAGGAAGUCUUACAGGCUUUUAAGCAGGUCCAGCUGCUCGUCACCAGUCAGGAUGUGGAAAAUUACAAGCAGAUAAAGUUCGACCUGGACCAGCUGCGCUCCAUUGUGGAGAAGUCUGAGCUGUGGGUGUACAAGAGGCAGGGGCCAGAUGAAGGCAUGGAUGCAGGAGAGGGGCUCUCUGCUGAGCCAGAGCAUAAUAGGGGGGACUCAGGGGGAACUGACAAACCAAAGAAAGCAGAAAGCACCAGCAGCUACAACUACAGGGUGGUAAAAGAGAUCCUGCUGCGGCUCAGCAGGCUGUGUGUCCAGGAAGGUCUGUCAGGCAGGAAGAGCAAGAAACAGCAGCAGAGGCUUCUGAGGAACAUGGGGGCUCAUGCUGUCGUCCUGGAGCUCCUACAGAUCCCCUAUGAGAAGGGAGAAGAUUUGCGUAUGCAGGAUAUCAUGAAGCUGGCUCACCAGUUUCUACAAAACUUCUGUGCAGGAAACCAGCAGAACCAAGCACUGUUGCACAAGCACAUCAACCUGUUUUUAAACCCAGGGAUUUUAGAGGCCGUUACCAUGCAGCACAUCUUCAUGAACAACUUCCAGCUGUGCAGUGAGAUCAACGAGCGUGUGGUCCAGCACUUUGUUCACUGCAUAGAAACACACGGCCGCAACGUGCAGUACCUCAAGUUCCUUCAGACAAUCGUCAAAGCAGAGAAUAAAUUCAUCAAAAAGUGUCAAGACAUCGUCAUGGCAGAGCUGGUGAAUGCUGGAGAGGAUGUUUUGGUCUUCUACAACGACCGAGCCUCCUUCCAAACCCUGGUGCAGAUGAUGCGAUCCGAGCGAGACCGCAUGGAUGAGAACAGUCCUCUGAUGUACCACAUACACCUGGUGGAGCUCCUGGCAGUCUGUACUGAGGGCAAGAAUGUCUACACAGAGAUCAAGUGUAACUCGCUGUUGCCGCUUGAUGACAUUGUGCGGGUGGUGACCCAUGAAGACUGCAUCCCUGAGGUGAAGAUCGCCUACAUCAACUUCCUGAACCACUGCUAUGUGGAUACUGAGGUGGAGAUGAAGGAGAUCUACACCUCCAACCACAUGUGGAAACUCUUCGAGAACUUCCUGGUUGACAUUUGUAGAGUGUGUAACAAUACCAGUGACCGCAAGCAUGCCGACAUCAUCCUGGAGCGCUACGUCACGGAGACGGUCAUGAGCAUCAUAACGACUUUUUUCAGCUCCCCCUUCUCUGACCAGAGCACCAGCCUGCAGACCAGACAGCCAGUCUUUGUGCAGCUGCUGCAGGCUGUGUUCAGGGUCUACCACUGUAACUGGUUGAUCCCGGUGCAGAAAGGCUCUGUUGAGAACUGUAUCAAGGUGCUCUCUGAUGUCGCCAAAGGUAGAGCUAUAGCCAUCCCCGUGGACCUGGACAACCAGGUGAACAACCUGUUUGUGAAAUCCAAUAACAUCGUCCAGAAGACAGCCAUGAGCUGGAGACUUUCUGCCCGUAAUGCCACCCGCAGAGACUCUGUGGUGACUGCUUCACGGGACUACAGGAACAUCAUUGAGAGGCUGCAGGACAUUGUGUCAGCUCUCGAGGACCGUCUGCGCCCGUUGGUCCAGGCCGAGUUGUCCGUUCUGGUGGACGUGCUUCACCGGCCUGAGCUGCUUUUCCCUGAAAACACAGACUCACGCAAGAAGUGUGAGAGUGGAGGUUUCAUAUGCAAGCUGAUCAAACAUACAAAGCAGCUGCUGGAGGAGAAUGAGGAGAGACUGUGCAUCAAAGUUCUGCAGACGCUACGAGAAAUGAUGACAAAAGACCGAGGAUACGGAGAGAAGCUCAGGGCCUUUGAUGAUGAGAUGGAUAUGCCUAAGCAGCUGGAUCAGAACCAGCCUGAGAAGCUGUUGGAGGACCAGAAGAGGGGCGAGGCGCUCAGACAGAUUCUGGUGAACCGUUACUAUGGCAACUUUCAUCAAAGUGGUGGGCGGAGGGAAAGCCUGACGUCAUUUAGCAAUGGUCCCCUCAGUCCGGUAGGACCCAGCAAAAACCAAUCAGCGUUGGGGGGUCCGGGGGGCCUGAAUCAUGGGGAAAUGAGCCUGGCUGAGGUUCAGUGUCACCUGGACAAAGAAGGAGCUUCUGACCUGGUCAUCGACCUCAUCAUGAACACCACAAGUGACCGGGUCUUCCAAGAAAGCAUCCUGCUUGCUAUCGCACUGCUGGAAGGUGGAAACACAACCAUCCAGCGUUCAUUCUUUUGCCGCCUGACAGACGACAAGAAAUCUGAAAAGUUCUUUCGAGUCUUCUAUGACCGCAUGAAGCUGGCGCAGCUAGAGAUCAAAGCCACAGUGACAGUUAACACCAGCGACCUGGGAAACAGGAAGAGAGACGAUGACAGCCAGGACAAAGAUGUUCCUGUUCGCAAAAAAGCAAGAGACUCAGCAGUGGCCAUGACAGAGGACGUGAGAGAGCAACUGUUAGAGGCCUCGUCUGCAACCAAGAAAGCCUUUAACUCCUACCGGCGAGAGGCAGACCCAGAGGAGCACUUUAACUCUGCUGACGGCCAGUCAAGCUCUGGGGACAAGAACCAGGAUGAGGGAGAAAUGAGUUUUGUGAUCGUCAUCAUGCAACCCAUCCUUCGCUUCCUGCAGCUUCUCUGUGAGAAUCACAACCGAGACCUGCAGAACUUCCUUCGCUGUCAAAACAACAAGAACAACUACAACUUGGUGUGUGAGACUCUGCAGUUCUUGGACUGUAUCUGUGGCAGCACCACAGGAGGUCUGGGCCUGCUGGGGCUCUACAUCAACGAGAAGAACGUGGCCCUUAUCAACCAAACUCUGGAGAGCCUCACAGAAUACUGCCAGGGCCCCUGCCACGAAAACCAGAACUGCAUUGCCACCCACGAGUCCAACGGAAUAGAUAUCAUAAUAGCGCUGAUCCUUAAUGACAUCAAUCCACUUGGUAAAAAGAGAAUGGACUUGGUGUUGGAGCUUAAGAACAAUGCAUCAAAGCUGCUGCUCGCCAUCAUGGAGAGCCGCCAUGACAGCGAGAACGCUGAGAGGAUCCUUUACAAUAUGAGGCCCAAAGAGCUGGUGGAGGUGAUAAAGAAGGCCUACCUGCAGGGAGAGGUGGAGUUUGAGGACACAAAGGAGGAGGAGGAAGACGGGGAAGAGGAGGAGCAUGAUGCUGCUUCACCACGAAACGUUGGACAUAACAUCUACAUUUUAGCUCAUCAGUUGGCGCGCCACAAUAAGGAGCUAUCCAUGAUGCUAAAGCCUGGAGGGGCCUGUGGAGAGGGGGAUGAGGCCUUGGAGUUCUACGCUAAACACACGGCUCAGAUAGAGAUUGUGCGCCACGAUCGCACAAUGGAGGAGAUAGUUUUCCCCGUGCCGAACAUCUGUGAGUUCCUGACCUCGGAGUCCAAGCUGCGAGUGUACUACACCACUGAGAGAGAUGAGCAGGGCAGCAAGAUCAACGACUUCUUCCUGAGCGCAGAGGACCUCUUCAACGAGAUGAACUGGCAGAAAAAGCUCAGAGCCCAGCAGGUGUUGUACUGGUGCUCCAGAAACAUGACAGUGUGGAGUAAUGUUUCCUUCAACCUGGCUGUGCUCAUGAACCUGCUCGUCUGUUUCUUCUACCCACUGGAGGGGGUACAAGGAGUUGUGCUUGACCCCCACCUGUCUGCUCUGCUUUGGAUGGGAGUCAUGGCAACGCUGGCCAUCGUUAUUAUUAUGCCUCAACCACUGGGCAUCCGUGCCCUCGUCAUCAUCACCAUCCUCCGUCUCAUCUUUUCCGUUGGCCUGGAGCCAACCCUCUUCCUCCUUGGUUCUUUUAAUGUCUGUAAUAAAAUCAUCUUCUUGAUGAGUUUCGUGGGGAACAGAGGAACCUUCACACGUGGCUACAAAGCCAUGGUGCUGGACUUUGAGUUCCUCUACCACCUCCUUUACCUGAUCAUCUGCAGUCUGGGGGUGUUUGUCCACGUCUUUUUCUACAGUCUGUUGCUGUUCGACCUGGUAUACAGAGAGGAGACGUUGCUGAAUGUGAUCAAGAGUGUGACCCGUAACGGACGCUCUAUUGUGCUCACUGCUGUGCUUGCUCUCAUCUUGGUCUACCUCUUCUCCAUCGUCGGCUACAUUUUCUUCAAAGAUGACUUCAUCCUGGAGGUUGAUCGCAUCCCAAACACAACAUUGAAAAAUGGAGCCAGUCUGGCCGGUGAGUUUCUGAGUGCAGGAAUGUGUCAGGGAGGAAUUGAUGAGAACUGCACCACAGGAGCCCUGCAGGAAGUUUCUGGGGAUGACGGUGAGGAGGACAGCGACAUGGAGAGGACCUGUGACUCUCUUCUCAUGUGCAUCGUCACUGUGCUUAGUCAUGGUCUGAGGAGUGGAGGGGGUGUAGGGGACGUCCUCCGAAAGCCUUCCAAGGAGGAGCCUCUGUUUGCAGCCAGAGUGAUAUACGACUUGCUGUUCUUCUUCAUGGUCAUCAUCAUCGUCCUCAACCUCAUCUUCGGUGUCAUCAUCGACACCUUCGCUGACCUGAGGAGUGAAAAACAGAAGAAAGAGGAAGUCCUGAAGACGACCUGCUUCAUCUGUGGCCUGGAGCGGGACAAGUUUGACAACAAGACCGUGACUUUCGAGGAGCACAUCAAAGAGGAGCACAACAUGUGGCACUACCUCUUCUUCAUCGUGCUGGUAAAAGUGAAGGAUUCCACUGAAUACACAGGGCCCGAGAGCUACGUGGCUGAGAUGAUCAAGGAGCACAACCUGGACUGGUUCCCACGGAUGCGUGCCAUGUCUCUGGUGAGCAGCGAUGCAGAGGGGGAGCAAAAUGAAAUCAGGAAUCUGCAGGAAAAACUGGAGUCCACCAUGAGGCUGGUAGCGAACCUGUCCGGACAGCUGACUGAGCUCAAAGAGCAGAUGACAGAGCAGAGGAAACAGAAACAAAGAAUUGGUCUUCUUGGUCAUCCACCUCAUAUGAACAUUAAUCCCCAGCAGCCUGCCUGAAGGCCUCGGGGGUCCAGUUUCACCAGUGCCUGAACACUCCUGACAGUGUAACCCAUGUUAGUCAGGAGAAAGCCAAAACAUAUCCACCCAGUUUGUAUUUAAGUCAGCGUCUGACUGUACACUUGUCCAGACACUCCUACAACAUGUUUGCCUCUGAGUGUGUGUCUGAAGUGAGAGCUAUGUGAGUGUGUUACUCACAGCCUGUAGUGAGGAUGUGUCUGUGUGGGUGGAGUGUGCACCAAGUGCCUCAGGACCUGAGAAGCCAGUCCUGUAAGUUUUCAGAGAUUAAUAAGACUGACUUCAGCUUUACUACCCAGAAUGCCUUUUCUGUGUUUUACCACACUAACAACAUGCCAAAGCUCAGCCAUUCUUCUGAGGGACAGUUCCUCUCAAGUGGCCUUGAAUAUUUGAGGUUUCAACCCUCAGUGUUGCACCAGCAAACUCAGGUCACAUGUGGAUUUCAAGGUUUGUUUGAACUCUAAAACACAUUCAAUAUUUAGCAUUUUUCUGACAGCAAUAGGAAGGUUCAAUGAUAUGCAAUAUCUUAUGAAGAUAAAAACUGUUGUUGGUAACUGUUUGGUUUUAUAUUUCAAAUUAUAUUAUCUUUAUUUAAAAUGUGGAGACAAACGGCAACUGUGAAAAAAUCUGAACAGUGUUUUUGAAUUAACUUUUUGGGCAAGUAUGUCUUUUGUAAGUCUUUGUUAUCUCAGAUGAAGGUUAUACUCGAACAUUGUGAAAUCAUUUUGAGCUCAUAGAACUUUUUCCAUUACUAUUAUUUUGAGUAAUAAUAAAAUCACAAAAAAAACCUACAGAGAAACAGAAGGAAUUCAUAUGACUGCUUCACUUCCAAGCCAGUUUCAUGGUGUGCUUUGUUAUAGUCAUGAUGUGAAGUCACAUAGGAAUAGUACUGUAGCUCCAAGGAGUGGAUUAGAGGAUUUUGGGAGAAACUUAAAUGAGGUUGAAUAGUUUUCUCUGCACUGAAUUAUUUAAUCUUCCUUUCAUACAUUUAGUCCUUAAAGCACUGAUUUCUUUUUUUGUAGCACGCACACAUAGUUUUGUUUAGGUUGGUAAAUGUGUAAAAGAUCCACAAGAGAAUGACUGUUUGAGCGAUUGGGUGCAUGUGAGGGAGAAAGAAAGAAGAUAAAGUUGUUGUUUUUUUGUUGGCGUGCUGCUUGACCAAACUGAACUUUAUAUUAUAAAAUGGUUUGUGUCUGAUUGUACAUUCCAUUCCUGGAGUCUAUUUAAAUAAAGAAGUGUGUAAAAA
Molecule: messenger RNA, 9955 nt
Organism: Labrus mixtus (cuckoo wrasse)
Lineage: Eukaryota; Metazoa; Chordata; Actinopteri; Labriformes; Labridae
Product: inositol 1,4,5-trisphosphate receptor type 1
Exons: 60
Coding region: 457-8691 (2744 amino acids)
Biological process (GO): calcium ion transmembrane transport
Cellular component (GO): endoplasmic reticulum; membrane
Molecular function (GO): inositol 1,4,5 trisphosphate binding; inositol 1,4,5-trisphosphate-gated calcium channel activity
Source: RefSeq, a predicted model, not a curated record